This is a messenger RNA of Trichobilharzia szidati, 1451 nucleotides long. The record is from the annotation of a GenBank genome assembly. NCBI's taxonomy places the organism in Eukaryota, Metazoa, Platyhelminthes, Trematoda, Strigeidida, Schistosomatidae.
AUGGGGGAGGUUAACUAUCCUGCUAAAUGCCAAUCAUUUUCACGAGACUUCAACUGGGUUGAUCAUAAACCUGAGUGGUAUGUUAAUGGCCCCACUGUUGUUGAGGAUCAUAUGGAUUUACAAGAAUGUAACGCAUUAUCUAGGGCGAAAGAAUUGGAAGAUUACUUGAAGUCACUGCUACUGCAUAAUAAUAAAAAGGAAUGUCGAAAACAGGGAGAACGCCCACUUAAUAUAAGAACGUUGAGAGAAAUUGAAGCUAAGUUAGAGGCUAAGCCCUCAGAACCCAGCGAGCGGGGUGAUAUGAGUGCAUUCUACAAACUUUUGGGUUUUUUUGAUCGAAUUUCCAAGUCUAAUAAUGUCACAUCACAAGACAAAGGGAAGCAGAAUCCUGACCUUAACAUCGAUCACUCAGAUUUCACAGACGAUAAGGUGAAUAUUUCAGACGAAGCAAAGCACAACAUUUCACAGCCAAAGCUUAUUAAUAGUGACACUAGAAACUCAGAUGCUGAAGCUCUUUCAAUCCCAAACGAAAGUUCGUUUGUUUCAAUAAACAGAACGCCGAAGUUGGAAGUCAGUGAUAUUACUAAACAUGUGACGUGCAACCCUGUAACCGCCCCAUAUCAGCGACAGUUUAUUGCAUCUGGGCCCUUAGGGCAGAAUGCACUCCGUUGGUUUAAGGCCAUGACUAAUGCGGCUUCUGCAAAUGUUUGCAUAAAUCAUAAUUUAGAAAGUUUUAAAACUUUACACACCAAACCAACCACAACAGCAAAUGCAUCUACAAAUACUCAAGUUCCCAAUACACCUCCGAGUGAAAUUUCCAUAUCUUGUUCACUUCCAGCAUAUCAAAACCUACUCAUCAAUGAACAAACUAAACUGCCAGUAAAUUUUUCUUCGUAUCACUUCAAAACAGGUCAACCUUUUGAAGGAUUAUUAGGAUUGGGAUACCCACACCGAUCAAUUAAAUCAAUGAUGCUGCCGUACCAUUCCCAUAGUGCUUUCUUUUUUAAUCGCUCGAUAGUUAACCCGUUUUUACUGCAGCAACUGAUCCAAAAGCAGCUCAAUUUUCGAAGUGCAGCACUCCAGUUACCGUAUCAGUACUUCCGAACACACUUAUCAGAUUUACCUAGUGGAAAUUUCUAUGCAUCAUUUUCUCAGUCUUCACCAAAUGUUUCAGAAACCAAAAAGGUUUAUUGGAAAUCUACGCUCAAUCGAUACAUGGAAAGUUGUCCAUCCGUAAUGGAUAGCAAUAUCAAAUGAAUAGCAAGUUUAAUUUCAAAUAAUAAGAAUAUUGAAAUUUACUGACUGUAGUAUUUCUGUGUUUUAAUUCGAGUUCCGUAUGUUCUUCAGGUCAUCCUUGUAUUAAUGUGUUGUGUAAAUACAUUUUAGUGCUACUUAUUUUCUUCUUUGUUCUGGUUUAUUAACGCAUGAAAGGUAGAUGAGGAUAGGCAGAG